Molecule: messenger RNA, 657 nt
Organism: Fraxinus pennsylvanica
Lineage: Eukaryota; Viridiplantae; Streptophyta; Magnoliopsida; Lamiales; Oleaceae
Source: the annotation of a GenBank genome assembly
AUGAAGCGGUCAAGGGCAACUGCAAGCAACAAUUCAUUCAACAGAUUUGUAGAUGACUCAGACCAGGGUGGUGUUGCCAUUUCAGUGGAUGGUGGGGAUGGAGAUCCAAAGGGAAGCAGAAAGGGGAAAGUGAGGGGCUUCUUGAAAUUGAUGCAUAAAACUAGGCUACAUAUUGGACAACUGGUGAAGGAUACUUCAGCUAAACUUAAGCAAGCUAGUGAAACAGAUCAUCGUGUUGAAGUCAGUGCAAGCAAGAAAAUAACAGAUGCUAAACUUGCAAAAGAUUUUCAAGCAGUUUUAAAGGAGUUCCAGAAGGGGCAGCGGCUUGCAGCUGAGAGGGAGACAGCAUAUACUCCUUUUGUUCCCCAAGCAGUUCUUCCUUCGAGCUAUGUAGAUAAUGAGAUAGAUGUAAGUGCAGAUAAGAGUCCAGAACAGCGAGCUCUUCUCGUGGAAUCUAGAAGAUAUGCCAUGGAAGUUCAACAUUUUCAAGUACAAUUGUAUUUGGCAAUAGGAUUUGGAUUGAUAUUUCUUGUCAUGAAUAGUAAUGCUAUGCCUACUACUGAUGAGCCUGUUAACAAUAAUAAGGAAAGUAUUCAUUGUCUUGGAGACAGUUCAUUUUCCGCAGUGAAGGCUUCGGAAAACUUUGGAAAUGUUUAA